UGGCGAGCAGCAGCGGAAGCCGCGGCGACGUGCCCCAACCCGACUCGCGCAUCCGCGCAGUCCCAGAGGUUCUGAGGGUGCUCCCAGAUUUGCCGCCACCAGAGUUCCCAAGACUCCCCUGCAGACAAAUUUCCACAUUCGCCAUGGAUGAAAGCGACUCCAAGCGCAGCCGCUCCAACAAGCUGAAGGAGGCCCAGCAUAUCCUGGUCGCCUACCUGCGGGACUACCACCCCGCGCUGGACGGCUGGUGGUCGGGCCACGUAAAAGCGCAAGGCGUCCCAUGGGACGGCAAGAGAUGGGCUGCAGCAAGAGUGAUCGGGCAUCUGACGUGCAGUGCCAAGCACAAGGAGGCCUGGGCGGCGCACUGCGCGGUCCUGGCGCCCGACAAGGGCUCGAGUCCCUUUCGCCGCGAGCUCGCCGUCCUGGCCAGCUUCCUGGCCAGCCUGGGUCCCGGGGCGCUCGCGGCCGCCUCCAUCGCAAAACUCGCCGAGCAAGACGCCCCUGCUGUGGGCCUGGAUGAGACGCACUCGGCAUUCCCAAUGGAGGCCACGAGGUCCUGGUUUGCGCCGAAAGCCGAGAAGACAGCAACAGCAGGGGCCGGGUCAACCGCGGGCCCCCAGGCCCAACCCGUCGACGUGGCCCAGCCCGUGGAUGCCGAGCCCUCCACGCAGCAGGCGGACCGCGCCCUGCAGGCGGCAGGGCUGGACGUGACAGAGAUCCCCCCUGCUAAAGAGACAGCGGACUCUCCGACGAACCCAUCGCCCACCGAUAGGGCCGAUAGCGAUGAGGUCGAUGUCGGCGAUGAGGCCCGACCUGCGGCCUCGCCGCUGCCUGCCGAAGACGCAGGCCCGGACAUGGCUCUGCCGAGGCCCGGGAAGGCAGCGGCUCGCAGCGCAGGACGCGGCAGGGCCGCCAGCCGUGCCUUCGGCGAUCUCGUGGAUCCCGUGGGCGGAGGCCGCGUGUGCAGGGAGUUGCUAGGCAACGUUGACCUCGACAGGGUCGGCGAGAAUCCAGCAGCCAAGAUCGCGCGAUUCCAGAAGGACCUGGGAGGAGCAUUCAACGGCGUCUAUCACGCACGCACCAGGAAGCGCCCUGCGGGAGCCAGAGGAAGGCCGAAAGGCAACCCUGCACUGAACCCCGAGGCCACCUGCCGCAGCUUCCUGGACGCUGGGGAACGCUGUGGAUUCGAUGCCUACGGGCUGGAUCGACAAUUCGACCUGGGGGCGGACUGGGGCGAG
Messenger RNA from Prorocentrum cordatum, 1238 nucleotides. Lineage: Eukaryota; Dinophyceae; Prorocentrales; Prorocentraceae. The record is from the annotation of a GenBank genome assembly.